This is a messenger RNA of Diatraea saccharalis (sugarcane borer), 2956 nucleotides long. Lineage: Eukaryota; Metazoa; Arthropoda; Insecta; Lepidoptera; Crambidae. The record is from the annotation of a GenBank genome assembly.
GCGAGCUUCCCUAGUAAUUCUGUUCUGUGGUGCGAGCGAACGUUGUGAAAUUUAAAAAUAUUUUUUUUUAUCAAGAAAGAUUCUUUUUUUAUUCUACUUAACUUUAAUUUUGAAUGAUUGAAAAACUAUAAAUGGGAUAAUUAUACAAUUUUAACUAAUCUCUUAAAUAUGGAUUCUAAUGAUUCGAAAAUAGAAGAUGGCUCAGUUUGCCAUACCAUAUUAGAGAAAAUUAUUGCUAAUAACGAAAAUGUUAUUACUAAGGCACCAGAUAUUAAUGAUUUCACCAUUGUGAAACCUAUUAGCCGUGGAGCAUUUGGCAAGGUAUUUUUGGCUCACAAAAAGAAUAAUAAAGAGCUUAUGUAUGCUAUUAAAGUUAUGAAAAAAUCAGAUAUGAUAAACAAAAAUAUGGUUACGCAAGUAGUGACUGAAAGAAAUGCGUUAGCAUUGUCGAGAAGUCCAUUUUGUGUUCAUUUGUUCUACUCCCUUCAAUCUGCAUCAUCUGUUUACUUGGUAAGACUUAACAUUUUAUUUUUAAUAAUGGUAUCUAAAAUUUUUAUUUAGUAAUUUUUUACUGCACAGGUGAUGGAAUACAUGGUUGGAGGUGACUUAAAAUCUCUUCUUAAUGUUUAUGGAUUUUUAGAAGAGUCCAUGGCUAUUUUUUAUAUUGCUGAAGUAACAUUGGCAUUAGAUUAUUUGCACAAACACAAUAUAGUUCAUAGAGAUUUGAAGCCUGAUAAUAUCUUAAUAUCUAAAUCAGGUCAUGUUAAGCUCACUGAUUUCGGUCUGUCUAAAAUUGAGAUACAUAGAGAUCUAGAGGUAUCAGAUUUUGUGAACAGAACUCCAAGUCUCAAUAUGAGAACACCUGGUCAGCUCUUGUCAUUGACAUCCCAUUUGUCAUUUGGUUCUGGAGGGGGAGAGAGUACACAGACCUCGCUCAUGUCUACAGACACUUGUGAGAACCUCCUAGAUGAACUUAAAGAGAACAGCAAACUUCAAGGUGUGCUUGAUAGUAUUAGUGGUUUAGAAAAUUCACAUGUCAUGGACCAUUCUCAGCUCUCUGGCAUACAUCCUUUUAUGAGUGCUGAGAGUAUUAAUUUAGAUGAUGCAGCAUCACUAAAUUCUGGCUCCGAAUCUCAAAGCUCCUUUCACACAUGUGAAAGCUCCAAGAAUAGUUCAAAUUCUAGGAGUAACAAAUCAACUGACAUCAGUAGUAACAACGGUUCUGUGGGAGAAUCGACAGUGUUAACAGAUUCACAACACGAUCAGUCUACGUCACCCGUGUGUAGAGGCAAUUCUUUGAGAAGAAUACCUAGUUUUAGGGCUAAAAAGAGAAAGAGAAUUUUAGAUGGUGAUGGCGAUACGCCUACUGGUGUUACAAGUUUAGCUGACUCUAAAGAGAAUCAUAGUGGACUCACCCAAGAAAUCAUGGCACUGGAGUUGAGUCAGAACACUCCUAAAAGAAUUUCAUUACAUCCCACACCUGAGCGACGUAAAAACCCAAUUAAAGGAGUCUUGAAAAAAAGAUGGGCUUCACAAGAUGACAGUCACCAUUUCAAUGUGGGAGUUAUAUUUUCCACUCCUGUAUCUAACAGUAAAUCACCAGGUGCUAAAAAGAGGUUGAAAGAAACUCGUUUUAAUCUUCCUAAGGAUGAGAAACAACUUGAUAUAUUAAGUAGCAUAAAAGAACAAAAUGUAGUAUUUAGUAAACAUAUCUCUACUAGUUUAGAAAUAUUCCCUACAAGAAGAAUGAGUAAGGGUGAGAAGUCUCCAACAGACUUAUGUAAGACUCCAUUAGCAGCAGCCCAGACACCAUACAGGACACCAAAAAGUGUAAGACGUGGCAAUCAAAUAUCAGACCAAAGGAUUUUGGGCACUCCUGAUUAUCUGGCACCUGAAUUACUAUUAAAGAAAGGUCAUGGGCCAGCAGUUGAUUGGUGGGCACUAGGCGUUUGUCUUUACGAAUUCAUGACAGGUGUACCUCCUUUUAAUGAUGAAACUCCUCAAGCUGUGUUCCAAAAUAUACUAUCUAGAAAUAUCGAAUGGCCGGAGGGUGAAGAGGCAUUGUCUUUUGAGGCGGUCGGUGCGAUAGAGGCACUUCUAACCAUGGAGCCGUCGGAACGGCCGGCUGCCACGCAAGUCAAGACAAUGUUGUUGUUCAGGAACGUGGACUGGGAGAAUCAACUGAGCGCGGAACCGCCUUUCGUGCCUACACCCGAUGAUUUACAUGAUACUGGUUAUUUUCAAGCUCGCAACAUAUUACAGCAAUUGCAUGUCUCCAACUUCGAUAUGUAGAGGAUCUGUCAUAUAUAUAUAUUUAAUUUAUAUUAAGUGGAGCACAUAACACAAUAUAAAAAAAUUGUACAUUUCUAAAUAUGCUAUUAAAAUGAUACAUCUUUAAAGAAAUUAUGUAAAAUAAUAUUUAGUAUGAGUUUUUGCUAAUAUAUAACUUUUUACGCAAUACAAAUACGCUUGAAUUACCUAUUCGCUUAUACAAUUGUGUACUGAUUUUACUACGCAAAAGACUGAAAGUUGGGUCGAAUAUGUUAGAAUAAUUUUGUAUUUAUAGUUUUAAAGUACCUACCUUUAGCUAAUUAAUUUAUAAUAUGAGGAUAUAGAGAAAUUAAAAUAAAAAACAUAUUAUUUUGUAUUGAAUUGUUUUAUUACAAAAUAUGGCCAUUUUAAAGCGGACAGGCAUCAACUGAUUAAGAAAAGCAAGUUCGUGUUGUCUUUCUCAAACGAUUGAUUUGUAUGUAAACCGAUACGAUUUUCAAGGAAGCAUAUAGUUUAUGUGGAAAGAGUUUCUACUUGGAGUUCUUCUGGAUCCAAGGCAAGAAUGCGGUUAUUCGUGUGUAGACGCCCGGGUACUGUCCCUUGCCGCAACCAAUGCCCCAAGAGACUACACCCACUUGGGUCCAUCGACCUCCUUCAUUCACCAUUAGUGGACCGCCGCUGUCGC